This is a messenger RNA of Acinonyx jubatus (cheetah), 8461 nucleotides long. RefSeq names its product zinc finger protein 473 (gene ZNF473). NCBI's taxonomy places the organism in Eukaryota, Metazoa, Chordata, Mammalia, Carnivora, Felidae. The transcript is spliced from 5 exons. The record is from RefSeq and is a predicted model, not a curated record. The coding region runs from base 570 to 3215 and encodes 881 amino acids. Gene Ontology annotation, biological process: regulation of transcription by RNA polymerase II. Gene Ontology annotation, cellular component: nucleus. Gene Ontology annotation, molecular function: DNA-binding transcription activator activity, RNA polymerase II-specific; RNA polymerase II cis-regulatory region sequence-specific DNA binding.
AGUACGCUGCUUAGCUUGUCCUUUAACUGGGUAAAAACUGGACUGCAAUUCCCACAUGCUACCUGGUCCCGAUUUUGUUUCUACUCUCUUUCCUCCAGUGCUCAGCGGCCAGAGAAGAGGGCGGGGAAAGAAACACAGAUAAGCGGAGAUAGGCGUCAGCACAGCCUUCUGGGAAACCGAGUCCCGUUGGCGCGGAGGCUCCUGGGUGGAGGAGCUCGAGGAAGUUCUCGCGGCGCCGGAAGUUGUUACAAGGCGCGAGUGGGAGGAGUUGGGUCUGCGUCUUCCUCGGGGCGGGAGUCGCUUCUGUUAACGCGACGGACGGCAGUCUUGAGAGGGAGACUCCCAUCCUGACUCAUCCUCCUACUUCCGGACAUUCUGGGGGCUCAUCCGGCAUGGCCAGGGAGCCAGCCCUAGAAGGAAGGGAGACUUUCUCCCGGCUCCCUUGUGUCUCCUGCGGCUCUGCCAGACAGGAACAUGGAGGGGACGGAGAGGGAUCUUAAGUGAGAACUCUGGCCACCGAGUCCCAGUCGGCUACCACCAAGGAAUUUGUGACCCACAGGGAUGUAGCCAUGGACUUCACCUUGGAGGACUGGGAGCAGCUGGGGCUGGACCAGGGGGACCUGUUCUGGGACACGGCGCUGGACAACUACCAGAACCUUUUCCUGCUGAACCCCUGCAAACCCAAACUGACCUCCUGUCCAGAUGGUGGCGAAGAGCUGGAGGCCGUGGUCAGAGAAAGCCCAGAAUCAGAGGGCCUUGCUCCUUAUGUUUCGCCGCGGGGAGCGGGAGACACCUGCACUUACCCUCUUUCGGACAUGGCCGAAGUCAAGAACCGCCCUCUGGCACAAGACUUCUUGGAGGAAGGACUCUCCCAGGAGAUCAUGGAGACUUUGUCCAAGGAUGGCCUCGGGAACUCCAGUCUGGGGAAAGCCUAUGUAGGUGAGAGUUGGUUAGACAGUUUGCUAGGAGAUCCAGAAAGCCUUCUGAAGUCUGACGUUGUUACCAACAAGGGAAGUCCCACAGAAUGCAGGAGUCGCGAACUCCAGAGAGACCUCGGUCCUGAGCCCCUCCUUUCCGUGAGGGAGGAUUCUGUGAUGCGUGAUCUUCCUGAAAAGAGCCCAGCUAAGUCUCAGGAACGUGGGAAAGACUUUGGCUGUGACUUAGACCAGAGCCAGCAGGAUCCUGUCCAGGGAGGCGAGAAACUGUAUAAAUGUAGUGAAUGUGGGGAGAGCUUCAGUCAGAGUUACCAUCUCAUCCAGCACUGGAUUGUUCAUACUAAAGAGAAACCCGCUGUGCACGAAGAGUAUGAGGAAGGUUGCAGCCAGAGGUCUUGCCUCUUUGUGCCCCUGACACCUCACACAGACUACAAAUCCUGUGCGUGUAACGAGGGCGGGAAAACCUGCACUCAGAGCACACACCUUCUGUGGCAUCAGAAAAUUCUCACUGGAGAAGAACCACAUAAGAAUCAAGACAGUGACCCUCCGUCAGGUCUCAGCUUACAGCCUGCUGAGCAGCAGAAACCCUAUACAGGUGAUGAGUCCUACAAAGGUAACGAGCCUGGCGAGGGUUUCAGCCAAACCUUUCACCUCACCCAGCAUCAGAAGACCCACACUCAGAAACGCUAUGAAUGUGCCAAAUGCAAGGCGACCUUCAACUUCAGCAAAUACCUCCUCCAACAUCAAAAAACCCAUGCUACGAAAACUACCUCUGAGCAUCAGGAAUGCGGGAAGGCCUUCGGGCAGAGCAUGCUGCUCGCUGAACACCAGUCCAUUCACACCGGAGAAAAGCCUUAUGAGUGUGAUCAGUGUGGGAGGCCCUUCAGGAAUAUCUCGACCCUAAAGGUCCACCAGAGGGUUCACAGUGGAGAGAAGCCUUACAAAUGCAAUGAGUGUGGGAAAUCCUUCUACCGGAGCACUCACCUUAAUGAACAUCAGAGGAUUCACACCGGCUACAGGCCCUACAAGUGUCAUCAGUGCAUCAAGAGUUUCAGCCGGCCCUCCCACCUGAUUCGACACCAGUCUGUUCACGCCACAGGCAAGUCCUACUGCUGUGCCAGAUGCAAGAAAACCUUCAGCCAUAAUGAAUACCUUGUUCAACACCAGAAAAUGCAUGCUACGGAGACCCUCCACGAGUGUCAGGAGUGUGGCGAGCGCUUCUUCUGCAGCUCGACCCUAGCAUGCCACCAGAGUGUUCACGCCAGAGAAAAACAAGCACUUGGCGAGAGCGGGAGUAUCUUGAGUCAGGACUCAGAAUGGAGAGAACAUCCAGGGGUUGGCGAGAAGCACUUUAAGUGUAGCAAAUGUGAGAAAACCUUCAGCUGCAGCAAAUACCUGACUCAGCACGAGAGGGUUCACACCAGAGUGAAACCCUUUGAGUGUGACCAGUGCGGAAAAGCCUUUAGCAAAAGUACACAGCUCCUUCGCCACCAGAACAUCCACUCUCGAGUGAGGCCGUAUGAAUGUGGGGACUGCGGGAAGGCCUUCAUCCGCAGCACUUCCCUCACCAAACAUCAGGCCACCCACAAGAGUGAGCACCCCUUUACAUGUAAUGAAUGUGGAAAGACCUUCAGCCAAAGAGCACACCUCUCAGAACAUCAGUUAACUCACACUGAGGAGAAGAAUCUCUGUAAAUAUAGCAAGUGUGACAAAGCCCUUGCCCAAGGUAACGGCCUUACUCAGCAUCAGAGAACUGACGCCGGAAAGAAGUCCUUUGAGUGUGAUGAAUGCGACAAGUCAUUCCAUUUGAGUUCGUGCCUUUCUAAGCAUCAGAGAGAUCACACAGGUGAGAAACCCCACAAAUGCAGUGACUGUGAGAAAACCUUCAGCCUGGGUGCUCAACUUCUUCAACACCGGAGAGUUCACACUGGAGAAAAGCCUUACGUUUGUCAGAAAUGUGGGAAAGCUUUCAGCCAGAGCUCAUGCCUUUCUGUUCACCAGCGAGUUCACACUGGAGAAAAGCCUUAUGUUUGUCAGGAGUGUGGGAAAGCCUUCAGCCAGAGCUCGUGCCUUUCUGUUCACCGGAGGAUUCACACCGGGGAGAAGCCUUACGUGUGUGCUGAAUGUGGGAAAGCCUUUUCCCAGAAAGCAAAUCUGAUGCAGCAUGAGAGAGUUCACACUGGGGAGAAGCCUUAUGCCUGCAGGGUCUGUGGGAAAGCCUUUGGCCUCAGCGCCCAUCUCAGUCAGCACCAGAGGGUCCACACCCAAGAGAAACAGUAGUAAUGUCAAUAUUGUCAGAAAGCCCUCCGAUGCAGGUCUCAGCAGACAUCAGCAAGUUCAUACUUGAAGGUAACAAGGAGUUACUUAGCAGUAAGUGACAAGUAGCAAUACUACAAGGUCCCAGCAGCAGCAACAGGGUCCCAGACAUCUAAACACAUUCGUCUGGGCCCCAAGGUUGAAACCAUCGCACUGUAAGCUCCUCCGCCACGAAAUAAAUACAUCUCUUUAUUAAGAAGGAGCAAUUAGAAAAUUUGCACACAUGAGUCUCAUGAAAACACAGUAGUGGAGAAGCUGUGUAGAAUGGCAAUUCAGCGGUAGACUUGAGCCAGUCGGCUGAGUUAAACCCCAGCUCUGCCAUGUGCUGUCCGCGGGGAGAGCCAUGGGACUUCCUAGGGCCUCCGUGUCCUCACCUGUAAGAUUGGCACAAUAUGGUUACCUACCUCAGAAGGCUGUUGUGAGGAUAAAUGAAUAGAGAUAAAGGUGCACUUAGAACUGAGUGCCCAGCACAUAGUAAGUACUUACCAAAUGUGAGCUACGAGUACUCACGAGAUACAACAAAUAUAUUAAAAAAAAGGAAGAGUUAGCAAUCCUCUAUUUACUGCAGUUAAUGUUCUUACUAAUACUAUGCACGGCUUUCAUUUUUAAAGUUUUUCUUCAAAACGCCUCUGGCUAAAUUUGGUCCCCCAAACCCAGCACCUUGCUCUUUUCUUUAAAAAAAAAAAAAAAAAAAGGGCGGGAGCGGAGGGAGACGGGGUGCCUAGGUGGCUCAGUCGGUUGGGCGUCCGACCUUGGCGCAGGUCAUGAUCUCCCAAGUUCAUGUGUUGAGCCUCGUGUCGGCCUCUGUGCUGACAGCUCAGAGCCUGGAGCCUGCUUCGGAUUCUGUGUCUCGCUUUCUGUCUGCCCCUCCCCUGCUUGCACUCUGUCUCUCUCAAAAAUAAAUAACCAUUGAAAAAUUUUUUUCAGUCUAACUUUUCCUUCCCUCUGUUCUGUCGCAGUAUUUUCUUGACUCACCCACAGAAGCCAACAAGAGCAUGUAAACUAACACCAAAUAGCUAGAACUUUCCACUCCUAACCUCCAGAACGUCUCACUCAAAAGGACGUUCUCCCACAUAACACAUGCCCCUUCUUCCUGUAAUUUCCUUCCCCCACUUAAAGUUGGAUCUGUGGAAUGAGACCUAGUGUGUGGUGGGAGUUCCUCGUACUAGAAACCAUGGGAUUCAGUUGGGAAAGCUGCACUGGAUGUUGCCACGCGGUUCCCAGAAGAUGUGCUCGAUGGUGAAAACCGUGUAUGGAAACUACUGGCGGAAUGUUCCUCAUGCACCGUUUGUCCAAGAGCCAACCACUCACCAGGUGCUCUGCCAGGCUCCGGGGUGGGGAAUACCAACACGGCAAGCCCUGGUCUGGCUGUGAAACUCCUGGAAUCAAAGGGAAGCGGAUGGCCCCAUUUCCACAGAGAAGUACUGUUCAUUGACAAGUGACAUCCUAAAAUGCCACAUUCCCUCCUGUCACAGCAAGUUCUGGAACCGUGAAGGGUUGCUGGAUAGCCCAGGGAGGGCCCCAUCCUUCCUGCUGGAGCCCUCAAGUCGACGGGUCAACCUUGGCCAGGCCUGUUCUACAGCUAAGACACCACAUGGAACCAUGUGCCCUCUUGAGGGCACCUCCUCAGCUCUGGGUUUUUGUGUCCCACCCACUGAGUGACCUCGUCCCAUGUCUGCUGAAGCACAAAGAGAACUUUACGAAGACACUGACACUUUUGAUAUCAUUCAUAGUUUUGGUGCUAAAAAAGUUUAGGAGUAUGUGCUCUGAGUUCUUGAGUCUUUUAAACCUUGAAACUGGGGUGCCUGGGUGGUUCAGUCAGUUAAGCAUCUGACUUUGGCUCAGGUCAUGAUCUCAUGGUUCGUGAGUUCGAGUCUCAUAUCGGGUAAGCCCACACCCCACUUCUGCUGAGCUCGAGCCCCACUUUGGGUGAGCCCAGCAUCUCCCCUCCCCCGUUCUGCCCCUCGCUCACUUGUGCCCACUCCCUUUCAAAAAAAAAACAAAAAACCUUGCACUUUGAGUUCUGCCGGUUGGUUUUGUUGUUGAAACUGGGAACCUACACGCUCGCUACUGGGCCCACACCACAGCAGGGAGCAUAUGGGUUUUCAAAGGGCCAAAACACUGAACUCCCUGCACCUGGUCCCUGCCCCCAGAUCGCUGUGUAGUCUGGGCGAGACCCAUUCUAUACCACAGGGCAGGCCAGAGGCGGGAAACGUGUUCAACGAGAGUUUUGACACCAAAGAUGGAGGUCAGGGGUCCUGCGGCAAAUUGGGAACGUAGCGGGCGGACUCUCUAACUACUGACCUGUGUAGCUGUGGGCCAGCGUAGAGAUGGCUUUUAUGUGUAUGUGUUUGUUCGCCGAUUAAAGUUUUGAGUCUGUAUGCGUUGGUUGCUUUUUUCAGCCUGGUGCCGCGUACCUGGCCAGAUGCUGGGCGUGCAGAGGCUCCCAUCCGGGGCAAGUGCCCGCGUUGUGGGGGAGGAGGGCUUAUCCUAGUAAAAGCUGCCCCAUGAGGAGGGAUGGUCACGUCCAUUUUCCCAAAGUGUCGGUGGGGCAGGGGCCACCGGGGAACCAUACAGUUCCAGCCGGUCCUCAGAUACCUCAUCAGACAACACUUCAUUCUAGCACGAUCCUGACUGACGAGGAAGCACGGACAGCCUGUCGUUCUCUCCUCUCUAGUUACAAAAACACAGCAGUCCUCAAGCUCAGGCGAUCGUUGGAGCUAGAAAUUAAUCUUACUUUCCUCUCUUGGUGUUUAUUUUAGUUCCCCACCCCGCCCUUUCUGUAAUGACCAGAGAUGCUAGUUUCCCACUCAAGGGCAGUAGUAGAAAGCCCUCUUGAGAAAUAAAUUGAUUUGGGGUGCCUGCCUGGCUCAGUCGGAAGAGCAUGCGACUCGAUCUCGGGGUUGUGAGUUUGAGCCCCAUGUUAGGUGUAGGGGUUACUAAAAAAAUAAAGUUACUUAAGUAAAAAAGUGAGCUGGUUUAAAGGGAAAUGCAUGGCACGCGUUUAUGACAAAAAAUGGACAGUGGUGUCCAACUGAAUGAGGUGGGGAACGCGGAUGUGACUAAGGCCUGGCAUCCUGUCAGUGGAUAACCAUCGCCGGGAUAAUUGUGUCAGGACGAACCAGAUUAAUGCUGUGGCUGAACAGGUUUCACUCACCCGUGCUACGUGUCCACUGUGGAUCGGUGGCGGUGGGGAGGGGGUGGGGCUGGAACUCGAUCCACUAGAGAGGCCAGGCUUUCCUUUUUGAGUCUGUGCAUCCUUCAGGUCACCUGAGUGAGGAAGCAGCUUCAACACCUUGCAUUUCCCCGUCUCCCCCUUCAGGCAGAGCAGGACUCCGGCUCCGCCCUGGGGCGGGGGGACAAUGCAAAGUUUUUGCUGUAUUUUACUUACGGCAAACUUCCAUUCAUGGCAAGUGAUACUGGUUGUCCACUCGCAGUCGUGCUUGAAAGGCUUAAGGGGUGUUGAUUGAAAUAGGUGGGUGAGGAGGGUCCUGGUGCAGGCAGCUGGUGUCUCAGGCGGGCAGAAGGUGGCCAUUCUGUGGAACCCAAGCCGGUGGCGGCAUGCGGACACCUAACGUUGAGAAGAUCCUGCUCUAGGAAAACGACCUAGGAACCCACUGUAUAAAAAAAGAUGAAGGUGGGGGCGCCUGGGGGGCUCCGUCGGUUCAGCGUCCGACUUCGGCUCAGGUCACAAUCUCACGGUUUGUGGGUUCGAGCCCCGCGUCGGGCCCUGUGCUGACAGCUCGGAGCCCGGAGCCUGCUUCGGAUUCUGUGUCUCCCUCUCUCUGCCCCUCCCCCACUCAUUCUUAUUCUCACACACUCUCUCUCUCUCUCUCAAAAAUAAACAUUAAAAAAGAUGAAAGCGGAUGUGCCCUGGCCAAAGGGGUAUGAGGAACACUCCCCCCCCCCCCCCAACCGCCACAGCCCCGGGGCACAAACCUCUCUCUGUGAGGGGCUUUCGGAUGCUCCCUUGGAAAGAACACGAAGCCCUUUGACAAUAUCCCAGGCUGGGUUGAUCACCGAGAUCUGAGCACCCGGCAGAAAUCUUGUGGUGCUCCCUGCCAGGGGGACUCCCCAGGAGGCUGGGAAGAGCAGUACUCCUGAAGGAAGUGGCUCUCCACCUUGUGCCACCGUGACCCAAGUGACCAAUCCCCCGUGCACCUCACGGACACCGGGGUACAAGAUAAAAGCUGUUGGCGCCGCCGGUUACAGCGAACGCCUAUCACUCACCUUUCUGAGAUCCACCCUUCACCUCCCCGGCAGCCCUGUCUUCUCUUGGCGACACAUGUAGUUCGGCAUCCCCCCGUAUUCCCUCCCUGUUCUACGCAAAGGAUAUAUGGCCUAGUUUGGCCAGCCAGCCAUUCCCUCCCUCCGCCACUGUGAUUGAUGCAGAGAUGGGCAUGACCCAAGCUGGGCCAAGCACAGUGACUCUCGGAACCUUUGCUGAGGGGCGCCUGGGUGGCUCACUGGGUCAAGCCAAUGACUGUUUUUUUUUUUUUUAAUUAAAAAAGGGUUUUUUUAAUGUUUAUUUUUGAGACAGAGAGACAGAGUGUGAGCGGGCAAGGGGCAGAGAGGGAGACACAGAAUCCGAAGCAGGCUCCAGGCUUCGAGCUGUCAGCACAGAGCCCGACGCGGGGCUUGAACCCAUGAACUGCAAGAUCAUGACCUGGUCUGAAGGCAGACGCUUAACCGACUGAGCCACCAGGCACCUCUAAGUGUAUGACUUCUGAUUUCAGCUCACGUCAUGAUCCCACAGUUCGUGGGGUCAAGCCCCACGUAGGGCUCUAUGCUGACAGAGCGGAGCCUGCUUAGGAUUCGCUUUCUCUCACAAAGUAAAUAAAACAUUUAUUUUUUUAAUGGUUUUAAACUUAUUUUUGAGAGAGCGGGAAAGGGGCAGAGAGAGGGGGACAGAGGAUCCAAAGCAGGCUUUGUGCUGACAGCAGCAGGCCCAACGCAGGGCUCAAGUUCACGAACCGCAAGAUCAUGACCUGAGCUGAAGUCGGAUGCUCAACCGACUUAGCCACCCAGGCAUCCCAAUAAAUAAAACAUUUUUUUUAAAAAGCGUCUGACUCUUGAUUUCCACUUGGGUUGUGGUCUCAUGGUUUUGAGAUCAAGCCCCGCGUUGGGCUCUGUGCUGGGCGUGCAGCCUGCUUGGGAUUCUCUCUCUCCCUCUGCCCCUCCCCCUUCCUCUGUCAGAAAGAAAAAAACAA